Molecule: messenger RNA, 2494 nt
Organism: Melozone crissalis (California towhee)
Lineage: Eukaryota; Metazoa; Chordata; Aves; Passeriformes; Passerellidae
Gene: ERLIN1
Product: ER lipid raft associated 1
Biological process (GO): SREBP signaling pathway
Cellular component (GO): endoplasmic reticulum; endoplasmic reticulum membrane
Molecular function (GO): ubiquitin protein ligase binding; cholesterol binding
Source: RefSeq, a predicted model, not a curated record
GGCGCCCCCGGGCCGGGAGGGGAUGCGAGCAUGGCCAUGGCCCAGGCCGGGGCCGCGGCCGCCGCCGCCACCGGGCUCCUGGUCUUCCUGCUCUACUCCGCCAUCCACAGGGUCGAGGAGGGACACCUGGCCGUGUACUACAGGGGUGGAGCGUUGCUGACCAGCCCCAGCGGCCCUGGCUACCACAUCAUGCUCCCCUUCAUCACCACCUUCAAAUCCGUGCAGACCACGCUGCAGACUGAUGAAGUGAAGAAUGUGCCUUGUGGGACAAGUGGUGGUGUUAUGAUCUACAUUGACCGAAUAGAAGUUGUGAACAAGCUGGCCCCAUAUGCAGUGUACGACAUCGUCAGGAAUUACACCGCUGACUACGACAAGACCUUGAUCUUCAACAAAAUCCACCACGAGCUGAACCAGUUCUGCAGUGCCCACACCCUGCAGGAGGUGUACAUUGAGCUCUUUGAUCAGAUAGAUGAGAACUUGAAGUUGGCCCUGCAGAAAGACCUCAAUGUCAUGGCACCAGGUCUCACCAUCCAGGCCGUGCGUGUCACAAAACCCAAAAUUCCAGAGGCCAUCCGGAGGAACUUCGAGCUGAUGGAGGCUGAGAAGACCAAGCUGCUGAUUGCAGCCCAGAGGCAGAAGGUGGUGGAGAAGGAGGCAGAGACAGACAGGAAGAAAGCACUCAUUGAGGCAGAGAAGGCUGCUCAGGUGGCCAGGAUCCACUACCAGCAGAAGAUCAUGGAGAAGGAAACGGAGAAGCGAAUUUCUGAGAUUGAGGAUGCUGCAUUCCUGGCAAGGGAGAAGGCCAAAGCUGAUGCUGAGUACUACACUGCUCGGAAGCUGGCUGACUCCAACAAGCUGAAGCUGACCCCUGAGUACCUGGAGCUGAUGAAGUACCAGGCCAUCGCUGCCAACAGCAAGCUGUACUUUGGCGACCGCAUCCCCGGCGUGUUCCUGGACUCCUGUGCCUUCCAGCAGGCCAGCCUGAGGACUGCCCAGCAAGCAGCCUUCCUGCACAGGAAAGCCCAGAGAGCCCUGGAGAAAGCCCCCUGAGAGGCGAGGAGAGCAGUGGCUGAGGGGGCACGGGGAGCCAGCCCGGUGUAGCUCAGCACGAGGCCCUGUGCCUGGGGCGGAGGCAGCCCCUGCCUGCCUGCCUGCCUGCACUUCUUGUGUCUAUAGGUGGCAGCUGGGCUGAUUUUCUUCUAGCAACAGAUCACAAGGGCUCUGCCUCUUCUGUUUGUCCCCCUGUGAAAUUGGUGCUUCCAAAGGAGGGAUAAUCCUGUACUAACAUACCUAUACUGGAAUAUUAAAGGACAGACAGCAGGAAAGCCUCCCGGGGUAGGUGCAGUUAUUUAGCAGGAAGGAGAUGUGGCUCUGAGUGCUGUGUUGCUGCACUCUGGUCAUUGCUCAGCGCUCCUGGCUGAGUGAAGAGGAGGUUCCCCUCAUCCUGCUGCUGAAGCUUUGCUUGGUGAAGGUUUCUGCUGAUGCUGACUCGCUCUCCUCAAGGACUCCAGUGGAGUGGACUCUCCUUGGCCAGAGUGGUUUGCUGUGGAAUUAUGGGUUAUGGGAGUAGGAUCUGCACAGCCAUGAUAUUCCUGCAGACAGCAGUGCUAGAUAAUGACUUGGAGGAAGCAACCUCUGAAGGGAUUCUGUGACCCCUCUCUGCAAGCAAGAGAGCCUUGGGACUGACUGUGGUGCUCCCACUGGGUGGCUGAGUCUCUUUGCCUCCUAAAGCAGAUUUUCAGGAGCACCUUGGAGCAGCUGGUUGGGAACAGAGCCUGGCAAGUCUUUGCUCAGAUUCCAGCCUCCCUGUAAGUCAUUCACCAGGGAAAGGGGGCUGCAUUUCCACUGCUCUGCCGUGCUGGCAAAGUGAAGGGGAAGAGAGGAGUGAAAGGACCCUGCUGUGCAGCAGAUCAGAUGUUUGACACUUCAGCUGCAGAGUGGGUGAGGCAUCUCUGCUCCUUCAUGCAAAAUCCACUGCUCCAGGGAGUGGGACCUGCUUUGUAUGUCCUUGAGCAGCCAUGGCAAGGAGUGUGUCCCUGUCCUCUCAUCCCUGGCCAGGCUUGCUGGCAGAUGGAUCUCCUGUCCUGAUCUGUGCUGUGAUAUAUCCAACCCUGCUCCUGCCGUGGCAGGGUGAGGGAGAGGUGCUUGGGGAGGGGGGAAUCUGCUGGGACAAACCUGCUUUCUGCUUUCCCUCCUUCCUCCCCUGCUUGUGAGGGUGUGCUUGCUUUUAGGACCUGCUCCUCCUCCUCCUCCUCCUCGUGCUCUGUGAGGAUCUGGGAUGCAACACCUGGGGAAGCAGCUGGGGAGAGCUGGAAUGCCAUCCUGCAGCUGGGAGCACCCAGCACUGCCUGCUGCAUGUUCAGAGACCUCUCCCUGUGCAUCCCUCCUGCUGUCCUGUCCCCUCAGAGCAGCCAUGCCACCCUUGGAGGGGCUGGUGACACUCUGGGCACUUGACCUUUUGAAAUCUGUCCCUGGCUCCAUCUGCAGCCUCGUG